AGAGAGCUGCAGCUGAACUGCUGAUGUCAGUAGCUUUGGUUCACUGCUGCAUUCUCAUGGUGCAGGGCGGACCGCUCUCAGCCUCCUCACCUCAGCUCCAUCCGCUCUCUCACUCACACAUGCAAACUGCCCCGACAACAUCACCAUGCGAUCUGUUAUUACACGCUACGCUGUGAUCGCGUCCACCGUGCUGCUGUGCUUACUGCCGUCGGGACACACGGGCAAAAAGGCAGUGAAGUGCCCUCCAUCCUGCAGCUGCUCCAAGGAGUCCAUCAUCUGCGUCGGCUCUACAUAUGUUCCGCGGAUCACACCGAGCGAUGUCAGCUCACUGAGCAUUGUGAAUGGGACCUUCUCUGAGGUCAGGGAGGCCAUGUUCGCACACCUGCCAUCUCUCCAGCUGCUAUUACUUAAUUCAAAUUCUCUUACCACAAUUAAAGACGAUGCAUUCUCUGGUCUACCACACCUUGAAUAUUUGUUUAUUGAAAACAAUAAGAUUGAGACCACAUCAAAAUAUUCCUUUAGAGGACUCAGGGACCUGACCCAUCUGUCUUUGGCGAACAACAACAUCAAAGCCUUGCCAAGAGAUCUCUUCAGUGAUCUGGAGUCGCUAAUAGAGCUAGACCUGAGGGGCAAUGCGUUCGAGUGUGACUGCCGUGCUAAAUGGCUGAUGAUGUGGCUGAAGAGCACCAACGCUUCAGUGUCAGAUAUCCUGUGUGCCGGCCCAGAGGAGAUGAAGGGCAAGAGGCUCAAUGACAUGACAAGCCUCCAUGAUGAGUGCAUCUCUACAGAUUUCAUUCCACUUCAGUCUGUGACCACUGAGUCUCUUUCUGUGGACACGUUCUCCCACAAGAAUGAUGUGUACGUGACCAUCGCUGCCCCUAAUAUAGAGAGCUGCAUGGUGCUUCAGUGGGACCACAUCGAAAUGAACUUCAGGAGUUAUGACAACAUUACAGGUCAGUCUAUUGUUGGUUGCAAGUCAGUGAUCAUCCAAAACCUGGUAUUUAUGAUUGUUGCCCAGCUGUUUGGCGGUUCUCACAUCUAUAAGUUUGAUGAAGAUCAAAGCAAAUUCACCAAAUAUCAAGACAUUGAAGUCUCCAAGAUCUCCAAGCCCAAUGACAUAGAGACCUUCCAAAUUGGGGACGAAUGGUUCUUUAUCAUUGCUGACAGCUCUAAGGCUGGUCUUUCAACCCUCUAUAAGUGGAACGACAAAGGCUUCUACUCCUAUCAAUCACUGCACGAGUGGUUCCGUGAUACUGAUGCAGAGUUUGUGAACCUGGAUGGCAAGGCUCACCUCAUUCUGGCUAGUCGUUCCCAAGUUCCAGUCAUCUACCAGUGGAGCAAGGGUGCACAGAAGUUUGUGUUGCAGGGUGAAAUUCCCAACAUGGAGGAUGUAGUGGCUGUCAAAGCAUUCUGGAUAAAAGAGGACCUGUAUCUGGCUAUGACGCGAUAUAUUGGUGACUCCAAAGUCCUACACUGGACUGCCAAGCAUUUCUCUGAGAUUCAGGCCCUUCCUUCAAGAGGUUCCAUGAUCCUUCAGCCGUUUUCCUUUAAAGAUCGUUAUUAUCUGGCUUUAGGUAGUGACUACACGUUCUCACAGGUCUACCAUUGGAAUGCAGAGGACAAGGUCUUUGAGCGCUUCAAGGAGGUCUACAUUCAGGCCCCACGCUCUUUUACCGUGGUCUCCACAUACCGCAGGGACUUCAUCUUCGCUUCUAGCUUCAAGGGAAGCACGCAGAUAUUUGAGCACAUCAUUAUUGAUCUGAGCCUUUGAGGUCUUAUAGACAACGUGUACAAAAUGUUGAAUGGAAGCAUUUCAGCAUCCUACAAUGUCUUCCAUUUAAAAUUGGAUAUUUUCCAACGAAGGGGUAAAAAUGAUGGCUGUGAGUUCAGAAUAAUUUGUAGUUUGUGGUUUUAUCAGGUAUGUAAUGUAAAUUCAUUUGCAUGGUAAUUCAUGCAUUUGUAUGAGUUUUUCCUCUGUUUCUUUGCAAUUCAGCCUUUAGUCAUUUUUGUACAUCUUUAUAACAGAGAUGUUUCAACCCAACUGAAAAAAUAAGGAUAUUCAUGGAGCUUAGAUAGCUCUGAGCAGAGCUACUUCAUUCUAGUCAAGUCAUUUGCAUAUCAUGACACUAACAGUAUCUUUAAGGACUUUACAUUUCUCCAGCAAUCAUGCUGCGGCACCUGCAUGAUACUGUUGCAAAGAUGAUUUCAAUCCAGGCAUGCUGAAAAAUACAGAUAUUAAAAGAAAAACAGGUGACAAAGUCUGUAAUAUUAAAUACCCCAGUGUCUGUCACAGUUGACACUUAAUUUAUGUAUUCUUGAAUCAUUUUUAAAAACACACAUUAUUUUGCUGAAUAUAGGACCUGAUUAUUCAAAACCAGUUACGUACUAUUACAUGCUAAAUGCUGAAAAGUAUAUGUAAAUAUACAUAGUCAGCUAAAACUCAAAUUAUAUUUGGUACAACAUAGAUCCUGUUUUGCAAUUGUAUGAGUUUCAGAGCAAAUUCGUUUUACUUUGUAAAUGAAAAAAAGAAAAACACAAAGAAAUAUCUGAGACUUUUAUAUAGUAAAUCUAAACCCAUUUUCUGUUCCAUUUAUCAUUACAAAUCCCUACAUUUCAACAUUGGCCAGUAUUUUUUCAAGACUCAAUUACACUCUCAGCACGCUGUCAUAAUCUGUUUUAUGGCAAAAUAUUAGUGGACUAGAGGUAUACAAAAGGUCUCCAAUUAUUUGAACUCUCCCUGGCUAUUUUAAUAAGUUUAGUGUAAGAUAGAUGCUAUAGAAAGAGAGAGAGUGAGGAUCUAGGGCAACAGCUUUUAAUAACUCAUUUAAUUAACACUUCAAAUCUUAUAGCCAUCUAGGAGAAAAAAAAAUUAUAACCACGUAACCAUAUUUUUGUCCAGGUGUUGGAACUGGCUCACUCAAGCCAGUCAAAAGCCACUGCAUAUUAAGUCCUCUGUAUGAGCAUUAGGUGCUCUGUAUGAGGUGAAUGUUCAUUGGAUUUGCACAAAUUUUGCUCUCUGUGGUUUCCUUCAACUCCAUAGCUCAGAUUUGGACUGAUCACACUUUUAGUAGAGAGUUGGCACCAAAUGAAUGAAUUAAUUACGUUUUAAAAAUCCACAUUUCCAUUAAAAAAACAAACAAAAAAAACCUACUGUCCUUUAUCCAUAGUCUUUCAGUUUAACAAUUGUAGUGCCAAGUUUAUCCCUUAGAGGACGGUGUUCAUGCUUUUCCUAUUAAUAAUAAUUCUCACAAUGACAGUUUUGACUGUAGUUAUUUUAGAUAAUGAAUGUUAGAAUAUGAUUAACCCUUUUAUUAUGUAAUUACACAUGAAGUUAUCUCAAUGUGAUAUGUCUGAUACCAUAAGUACUUGUCUUCCUCCAGACUUUUGAAUGUCUUUUACAUGGUUACUGCUCACGUUAUGAUCGUUAUGAUUACUAAUGUAGUUUCUGAACUGAGAGACUUACUGUAAUAGCAGUGUAAUAAUUUUGCUUAAACACAAAAUAAAACACCAACAAGAUUACAGGGAAAAUCUUAAAAGCACAAAGUUUUAAUGGUGUUUACUUUCUAAAUACGUGUUGAGCUUUCUCUUGUAAACUUCUUGUCAUACUAUUCUGCCUUUUGGAUUUUAAUUGAUCAAUGUAGAUUAUGUCAGUUGUUUACUUUUGAGUUAUUUAUGUAAAAAUACUAAAUGUCAAACAUACUCAGAAAAUGAGUGCUUCAAAUCAAAAUCAUUUUAGCUGCCUACAAAAGUGGAUUGUAAACACUGACAACCCAUAAAAUAUUGCAGAUUGUAAAAGCAUGCUUUUCAGAUCUGAAUGUACAACGCAUUCAAUCUUAUGAUGCAAAAAAAAAAACCCACAAAAAACUCUGUAUCAAGUAGAAGACUUGAUCGUUUCAUAGUUCCAUUUUAACACAGAAUAAAGAUGCUACAUUAAUUUUUAAAAAUCUAUACAUUUGUUGUACAUUUUCCCAUGCCAUUUAUUUUUAUGCUAAUUUCUGGAACAUGAACUUUGUGUUUGAAUGUUAUGUAAAGUUUUGAGUACUACUAAAAUAUCAA
This is a messenger RNA of Ictalurus punctatus (channel catfish), 4056 nucleotides long. It is a transcript of the gene lgi2a, whose product is annotated as leucine-rich repeat LGI family, member 2a. The record is from RefSeq and is a predicted model, not a curated record. Gene Ontology annotation, biological process: inhibitory synapse assembly. The transcript is spliced from 8 exons. Lineage: Eukaryota; Metazoa; Chordata; Actinopteri; Siluriformes; Ictaluridae. Gene Ontology annotation, molecular function: protein binding. Bases 146 to 1771 code for a protein of 541 amino acids.